GGGGGCAUCAACAACCCUCUUUCUCCUCCUCUGAUGAUGUGAAGGCUGCAGAGCGCGCUGCACUCCGCCGUGCGUUUGUUUCCCAAAAGCACCGAUCUGUUCCGAGCCCAAACCAAACCAAGCUGACCCAAGCCAAACCACGGCGUGCGUCUGCGCCUCCACAACACCUCCUCCUCCACCACCACCCCACCCUCGCCUCGCCGUCUCCAGACCGCCGUUUCUGUGGCAAUGGAGCCGUAAACCAACCAAACCUCAGUGUGUUUUAAACUGAGCCGAGCAGCGUGUGAAACAGCAGCGAGGAUCCGAGGAGAGACAGCUGAGAGACCAAGCGGCUAUGGAGGAGAAGCGCAGGGAGGCUGGAGUCUAGACUGCAAAUCAACACCAACACCACCAGGAUUACUUUUUUUUUGCAACAUUUUUUUGAACUCUUAAUAUCUCUAUUUUCCCCUCAUCUUAUUCUCUCAUUACACGGUGAGGAUGCAGAGGAAGGAGGCGAGCUUCUUCUGCACAGGAUGCUGGAGAGUAGUGCUGCUGUCGUGCGUAAUGGCUCUGCACUUGAUCCCACUGUCUGUCCACGGAAACGUGGGGACCAAUACCACCGAACCGGACAGUGUGGCCAAUGUUACCUCCCUGCUUAGCGAGGAGGAGGGGCCUGUCAAGGUCAAUGAGGUCGUCGUCGCGGUAACCGGGAUAAGCACCUCAGCCAGUCCAGACACUGUGACCCAGAGGGCGGGCCGGAUCCCCCGUGCCGGCGAGGAGGACGAGCAGAGCAGCGGCAUGUUCGGUGAAACGGUGGUCCCUGCGUUGGAGGAAGUGGGCGUGGCAGCCCCGCCCCAGCUCAGCCCUGAUUCGGCUGAGACGGAGCACCUGCUGCCGAGCAACCCACGCGGAUCGGACGUCAUGGACGUCAGCGAGGAGGAGGAGGAGGAUGAGGAGCGUCUGCCGCACACCGACCCGCCUUGGAUCCACGCCAAGGACACAGCCGUGUUUGACCUGGAUCGCCUCUUCACCACCACCGCCCAGCCCUCGGCCCCCACCAACCCCUCCAACCCCGACGUCCUCCACGUGGACUUCUUCGACCCCUCCUCUCGUGGUCGCGGCCUUGACCUAGCCCCGCCCUCUCCUUCAUCACUGGCCCAUGAGCUGCAGGGAGGCGACCCGACCUCCUGGGCGAUGCCGGACAACUACGACUACCUCACACCCUACGAGGAUGGCGUGUCCCCCACCGCUGACGAGUACACCUACAGCACCACGACCGACGCCUACGAGAGCGACGAAGACCUCCGGCUCUCCGCUGGGUCUCCGGCUCGCUCCAAGCCCCGGGGCCCAGGGUCUGGCCCCCUCAUCCCUGGGGCGGCACUUCCUGGUGCGGGAGCUCCGGUACCAAACGUCCCUGUGGCGGCUCCUCCAGUGGCCUCACCGGUGGACGGGUCAGACGGGAUGGGCGGAUGUCGCGUGGGCUACCAGAUGGUGAACGGAAGUUGCCGCUCGCCCUGCGACAUGCUGCCCAACUACUGCUUCAACGGGGGACAGUGUUACCUGCUGGAGGGCAUGGGAGUCUUCUGCAGAUGUAACGUCCAGGAUUACAUCUGGCACAAGGGUGCUCGCUGCGAGUCGGUGGUGACCGAGUUCCAGGUGAUGUGUCUGGCUGUGGGCGCCUCGGCUCUGGUGGUCCUGCUGCUCUUCAUGAUCAUCGUCUGCUUCGCCAAGAAGCUCCACGUGCUCAAGACGGAGAACAAGAAGCUGCGCAAGCGCAGCAGUAAGUACCGGCCUUCAUCGGAGCAGCACAAUGAUAAUUUCUCGCUGUCCACCAUCGCUGAGGGCUCCCACCCAAAUGUAAGGAAACUGUGCGACACCCCUCCUAACGUCCCUCAUGCCCGUGCAUUGGCUUACUAUGAUAACAUUAUCUGUCAGGAUGAUCCUAAUUCCCAGAACAAGCUGGAGGACCCGGUGAAGGCCCCGCCCAAGGAGGACGACUCCCUCAACAUCCACAACUCUCUGACCCCCAAACACGAGAACCACAAGGUCCUGGGCGAGGAGAACUCCUCGGAGGUAAACUCACUGCAGAACAACAUGAUGUGAAAACAAAACAAAAACAAAACCACCCCAGCAACCUGACAACACGAAAACGACGAAAACGACAAGGUGCGCCGGCAACGGGAGCACCCAAAUCCCUCCCUGCUCUCAGCCCGUCCGCUGCCGAGUGCGCCUAACCGGUCAACCAACCAACCAACCAGCCUGCCAACGUACCAGCGAACCAACCCAGUCUGCGACCGUCUCCAACACGGCAACACUGCCACCAAGCGGCCCGGGCCGCUGCAAAAAACGUACACCACCACCGCCGCCGCCAUUGCCCCUGCUGAGAGUAAACCCCCUCCCACCGACCUCACCCUGCCGCCGCCCUUGCAACCCCCUCCUACAUCCACUCACACCCCUGUUUCGCAGCCCCGCCCCCCUUGUUGCUUUCACACUACUCUCCUUUAUCUCUCUUAUCUUGCACACAUGCACACACACACACACACACACACAAUCGAAGCACACACACACACACACACACACACACACACACACACACACACAGUGAAAAGAUGAAGACAUAAACAUGCUUAUAUGUAUACACACACAUAAACACACCUUCCCCUGCCUGCAUUGGUGUAUUUUGUAAAAAGAAAGAAAUCAUACAGAAGUUUAAAACGUACGUAAAACGUCAUUGUAAAAAAAAAAAAAAAGUUAAGAUAAAGCUACUGAGAGGUUUUGAUGUUUGUCUGACUAAUCCAGUGAGUAUGUAUAAAUAUUGGAAAAAAAAAUUGCUUGGAUUGAUUUAAAAAGAAGCAACACAAUGUGUCUUGGUUUUCAUUGAUGUGAUUUCUAAUCCUUUGAUGUACUUGUUUUUUUUGUUUUUUUUUGUACUUUUUUGGGACUUCAAACAGAGAAUAAACAAACAAGAUUCAGACAGUUGUUGAAAUAAACCUUUUUAACAUGA
Sebastes umbrosus (honeycomb rockfish) is the source of this 2983-nucleotide messenger RNA. RefSeq names its product chondroitin sulfate proteoglycan 5a (gene cspg5a). The coding region runs from base 478 to 2082 and encodes 534 amino acids. Gene Ontology annotation, biological process: nervous system development. NCBI's taxonomy places the organism in Eukaryota, Metazoa, Chordata, Actinopteri, Perciformes, Sebastidae. The record is from RefSeq and is a predicted model, not a curated record. The transcript is spliced from 5 exons.